Molecule: messenger RNA, 1964 nt
Organism: Felis catus (domestic cat)
Lineage: Eukaryota; Metazoa; Chordata; Mammalia; Carnivora; Felidae
Gene: UBXN2B
Product: UBX domain protein 2B
Exons: 7
Coding region: 245-1207 (320 amino acids)
Biological process (GO): Golgi organization; autophagosome assembly; membrane fusion
Cellular component (GO): cytosol; nucleus
Molecular function (GO): ubiquitin binding
Source: RefSeq, a predicted model, not a curated record
CUUUUGCUAUGACAACUAAUAUAAAUUAAAUUUCUUUGUAACAUUUACGAAUGAACUUACACCAUAUGGUGCUGCAGGGACAUCAUGAAUCCCAGCAUUCAUUCCCUCUAAUUAUCAUUUUUGGUUACUUUUUUCCCAAAAGAUUUCCAGAGAUGAUCAUGCCUAUUUGGGGGACAUUAAGGGAAAUUUUUGAAUUGUUCAAGUUGUCAGAAGUGGCAACAAAAUAAGUUAAUGCUGAAAUUUUAUGAAUAACUUUUUAAAAUUCCAAUUUCAAGAACUAUGUUGGAUUUUUCUUUCCAUUUUGAAGAUACCCAGCCAUGUAUCUAUAACGCAUUAUUUGUUGGCCUUGGCGGAAUUAUAUGAAGAUGAAGUGAAAUGCAAAUCUUCCAAAUCUGAUAGACCUAACGCUGCAGUCUUUAAAAGCCCACGAACACCACCUCAGAGGUUCUAUUCAAGUGAACGUGAAUACAGUGGAUUACAUAUAGUUCAACCUUCAACUGGGAAGAUUGUGAGUGAACUUUUCAAAGAGGCAAGAGAACAUGGGGCUGUCCCUCUGAAUGAAGCCACAAGAGCUUCAGGUGAUAACAAAUCUAAGUCAUUUACAGGUGGAGGAUAUAGAUUGGGCAAUUCCUUUUGUAAGCGGUCUGAAUACAUCUAUGGAGAAAACCAACUGCAAGAUGUUCAGAUUUUGCUUAAACUGUGGAGCAAUGGUUUCAGUUUAGAUGAUGGAGAACUGAGACCUUAUCACGACCCACCAAAUGCUCAAUUUCUGGAGUCUGUUAAAAAAGGAGAGAUUCCCCUGGAGCUUCAGCGGCUGGUUCACGGUGGCCACGUGAAUUUGGAUAUGGAGGACCGUCGGGAUCAAGAAUACAUAAAACCUAGACUGAGGUUCAAGGCUUUCAGUGGAGAAGGACAAAAACUUGGAAGGUAUUUGUUCCAGCGGCGCCCCGUUUCCAGGUGUCUGGGAAAGCACUAUGCCUACUCACUGCCACGUGACGUGAAUGCGCCAAUAGGAGACCUGGGAUCCACCUGCCUCGGGUGCUCUGACCCGUGGCAGAGGUCUUCCCCCUGGCAGGGCUGGCAGAAGCUCCACGGAUGGAAGUGUUAUCUCACCUCCGCGGAGAAGCUUGUUCUCUGUGUCACGAUGCAGAGUGACAUCAUUCCUGAGUCUUCUCAGAGCAAAGGAAGCCAUGCUCCUCUCCACUGACUGAUAACCGCUUUGGAGAAUCUGUGAACAGACGGCAGGCUAAAACGCUUACCAGCAAUGAGCUAUGGUGUCACAGGAGCAAAAUCAUCUUCCUUCGGAAGUCAUCUGUUGGAACAAAUGGACAUUUUAUAUUAAAGGGCAUUGCCAUAUUUUGGAUUCACAAAACCCUGUAAAAUUGUUUGAAAUGUUACUCCUGUAGUUCCUUUUUAUCGUGUAGGUCGCGUGCCUGUAGACGCACACACAAAAGCCACUGCCAUCUAUAUAUAUGAUAGUCUUCGACAAGGUAGAAGUUAGGAGGGAGAAUUGGGCAUUCAGAACAACACUUGCACACGUACCACAUGGCGUUUUGCUUCCUUAGAGUCAUUUCCCCGAAUUCUUUUUACUACUGGAGUCACUGUAACCUGUAGGAUUUAUCAUCACCCCCCAAAAAGACGACAUUACAUCGAGCUGUUAGACAACCACGUGUGAGGGCAGUUGGUUUGCAUGACAUACGUAAUCAAAGAGUUUAAGUGUCUGCUUUACCAAUAAAGAACGUUUUCACUGAAAGUCAUUGAAAAUCCUUUUCAAAAUCUCCUUGAUUUGCAGGUUUAUUUGAGUGACGUAGAUUAAAGCAUGAAUAGCCUUGCCUGUGCUUUAAUUUCCUGUAGUGUAUCUUCUUGAUUGACAGAGAAGAACUGAAUUGUAGCUACGGUAUCUCAAUUUCCCGUUACCGUUUUUGUUUUUAUUCCAUCAAAAUAAAGGUGCGAAAUUUUCUGUA